AGCCUGCAGGUCAAGCUCCUUUUGCAUCGCUGCUGCCUGGGAGCCCUGGAAGCCCCCGACUGCCCCUCUGCCCCGUCUCGCUCCCUGCGGUAGCUGAGCCGGUGGGAUCAUGGAGCUCAGGACCGUGGUGGCCACGGUGGAAAGUGGGGAGCAGGACACGAUCCUCAAGGUGCUGCAGAUCUACAACCAGGAGAAGUCCCAGUGCUUCACCUUUGACGAUGAGGAGCGGGAAGAGAGGAAGAAAAUGGCCCAGCUGUUGAUCCGGUUCCUGGAAAGAGAGCUGCAGCCGUCCUGCCAGGUGGCGUGCUUGGAGAGCAUCCGCAUCCUGUCCCGGGACAAGUUCUGCCUUGACCCCUUCACCACCAAAGAAGGCUUGAAGACCCUCUCCAGGCACGCUGGCAUCGAUUACUCGGAGGAGCUCAUCCGGGAGGUCCCAGACUUGGAUGUCAUCCUGGAAUCCCUCAAAUGUCUCUGCAACAUUGUCUUCAGCAGCCCCAGGGCGCAGGAACUGACGGCCGAAGCCCGGCUGGUGGUGGGCCUGGCCAAGCGCAUCAAGCUGUACAACGAGAGGAGCCUUCCCCACGAGGUCAAGUUCUUUGACUUGCGCCUGCUGUUCCUUUUUUCGCUCAGGGUGGACAUCCGUCAGCAGCUGGCCCAGGAGCUCAGGGGCAUCAGCCUGAUGACGGAUACCCUGGAGCUGACCCUCGGGGUGAAGUGGUUGGACCCCUACGAAGUCGCCACCGAGGAGGGACUUCUCCCACCUUUGCCUCGGCAGGAGACGGAGCGAGCUAUGGAGAUCCUGAAAGUGCUCUUCAACAUCACCUUUGACUCCAGCAAGAGGGAGGUGGACGAGGAAGACGCUGCUUUGUACCGGCACUUGGGUGCCCUCCUGCGCCACUGCCUCAUGAUCUCGGCUGACGGAGAGGACCGGACAGAGGAGUUCCACAGUCAUACAGUUAAUCUUUUGGGCAACCUGCCCCUGAAAUGCUUGGAUGUCCUCCUGACCCCGAAAGUCCGCCCAGGCUCGCUGGAGUACAUGGGGGUCAACAUGGAUGCAGUCAGCAUCCUGCUGGAUUUCCUCGAGCGACGCCUCGACAGGGGACACAAGCUGAAGGAGAGUCUGACCCCUGUGCUGAACCUGCUGACCGAGAGCGCCCGCGUGCACCGCCAGACGAGGAAGUUCCUGAAGGCGAAGGUGCUGCCUCCGCUCCGGGACGUGAGGAAUCGGCCGGAGGUGGGGAACUCGCUGCGGAACAAGCUGGUGCGUUUGAUGACCCACAUCGACACCGACGUGAAGCACUGUGCGGCGGAGUUCCUCUUCGUGCUCUGCAAGGAGAGCGUGUCACGGUUUGUGAAAUACACGGGCUACGGGAACGCGGCCGGGCUCCUAGCGGCGCGAGGUCUCAUGGCUGGUGGUCGAGAAGAGGGAGAGUACUCGGAAGAUGAAGACACGGACACUGAGGAGUACAAAGAGGCAAAACCCAACAUUAACCCUGUAACGGGGCGUGUGGAGGAGAAACUACCCAACCCCAUGGAAGGGAUGACUGAAGAGCAGAAGGAGUACGAAGCCAUGAAGUUAGUCAACAUGUUCGACAAAUUGUCCAGAGAGCAAGUCAUCCAGCCCAUGGGCAUCACGCCGAGCGGCAACCUGGCGCCCAUGGAGAACGCCAUCCGCGAUAUGGCCGACGAGAGGUCGUCGUCCGACUCGGACCUGGGGCUGGACUGAUCCGCACCUCCUGGCCCAGCCUCGGAGAGCUGGGCAGCCUCCGUCCGCGCGCCCUCCAACACCCGUGC
This is a messenger RNA of Apaloderma vittatum (bar-tailed trogon), 1794 nucleotides long. RefSeq names its product RIC8 guanine nucleotide exchange factor A (gene RIC8A). The record is from RefSeq and is a predicted model, not a curated record. Gene Ontology annotation, molecular function: guanyl-nucleotide exchange factor activity; G-protein alpha-subunit binding. NCBI's taxonomy places the organism in Eukaryota, Metazoa, Chordata, Aves, Trogoniformes, Trogonidae. Gene Ontology annotation, biological process: G protein-coupled receptor signaling pathway. Gene Ontology annotation, cellular component: plasma membrane; cytoplasm.